AUGGACAUCACCAAAUUACUUGCAAACAUUGCUAGCCAAAAUAUUAAUGUUAAAAAAGAUACAAUGUCCACGAAAGGAUUUCCAACCAGAACGAACCGUGCUGCCCUGGGAGAUAUCGGCAACAAAGUGUCCAAUAUGACGAUUGACCCUACGAAGAAAUCUGGUAUCAUCAAAAAGGAAAUUUUACAGAAAUCUAAAUUUGUCAAGAAAGAGCAAGAAUUGGAAACUAUCCAGGAUAAGGAGCCAGUUGUUGUGGAAUUAAUACCAUCUUUAAAGAUGCCAACAGAACCAAUAGUGACUGUUGAUCCUAUGGACAUCAGUGAAGACAAACCAGAAGCUUUCUCUAAAGCCAUGUGUCCA
Messenger RNA from Lottia gigantea (owl limpet), 360 nucleotides. RefSeq lists its product as hypothetical. The annotation marks the transcript as partial. The record is from RefSeq and is a predicted model, not a curated record. NCBI's taxonomy places the organism in Eukaryota, Metazoa, Mollusca, Gastropoda, Lottiidae. The transcript has 3 exons.